Cyprinodon tularosa is the source of this 2090-nucleotide messenger RNA. RefSeq names its product transmembrane protein 106C (gene tmem106c). The record is from RefSeq and is a predicted model, not a curated record. The transcript has 7 exons. NCBI's taxonomy places the organism in Eukaryota, Metazoa, Chordata, Actinopteri, Cyprinodontiformes, Cyprinodontidae. The coding region runs from base 261 to 1088 and encodes 275 amino acids.
GUUGUGUAUGUAUAUGUCUGAGGUCUAAGUUUUAAAACUUCCAGGUGAUUUUUUUUUUUUUUACAAACUAACUCGAGUGCUUCACACCAAGCCUAGAACACACCGGAGCCCUGGAUAAACGGAGUUUGUCUCUCCACACCAAUUGCUCUGCUCCUCCUGUGACUCGGUUCUAACUUUCCGGGACAAAAUGGCCCACUGUCAUCAGUCUGUAAACAGCUUGUAGUUUGGGAGGACUGCUCCCUGCUCCGGCGGCCGCCGCCAUGGGGCUGCGGUGUUCUCGGAGCGGCAGCAGCUUUUCUCUUCACCCAGAGAGACGGACAGAGGGCCGGUUCACAGAGCACACAGAGUCCGAUAACGACUCUCUGGACGGGCUCGACAGGCGAGACGAUAUCGCCCAGUUUCCAUACGUAGAGUUCACCGGCAGAGACAGCAUAACCUGCCCCACCUGCCAGGGCACCGGCCGGAUACCUUCAGAACAAGUGAAUGAGCUGGUGGCGCUGAUCCCCUACAGCGACCAAAGGCUGCAGCCGCAAAGGACGAAACUGUAUGUUGUCCUUUCGGUGGUGCUCUGUCUACUGGCCUCUUCGCUUGUUGCCUUCUUCCUCUUCCCCCGCUCCGUGGUGGUGGUGGAUGCUGGAGUUCGCACAGUGACCGUGCGCUUUAAUCACUCCAGUGCCAAAGUCCUAAUGAACAUGACGAGCACGCUGAAUUUCAGCAACCCAAACUUCUUCUCCGUGCUUGUGCAGAGCGUGAGCUGCCAGGUCCUCUACAUGAAGACAGUGAUUGGGACUCAGCAGCUGGACAACGCCACCACCAUCCAGCCUCUCAGUCACAGCCAGGUGAACUAUACAGUCAGCGUGGAGAUUGGAACUAGUGCACCUUAUGUCUAUCUCUUCUGCACAAUGCCCAGCAUCAAGGUCCACAACAUUGUCGUAUUUAUACAAACCUCAGUGAAAACCUCAUACAUGGUGCGGACAUCCCAGAACAGCCUUGAGGCAUACCGCUACAUAGACUGUGGCUCCAAUACUUCUUACCCCUGGACUCAGCAGCAGCACAAGCACGUCACUGCAAGCCCCUCUCUGCUGUAAGGGCGGGCAGAGGGGUUCCGCGAAGGCAGGAAAAUCAACUCUAGAUCCAGAAAUCUGCAACCAAAAAAUCCCUUUAAAAGAAGCGGUUUGGUUGUUCUGUUCUGAAUGGCCAAGUGAACAUAUUAUUUCAUUUCUGAUAAAUAUUAAUUGCUUUUAGUGCCUUCUUCUAUGUCUUGGGUGGGAGUUUUCUCUUUCUACACUUUCAGUUAAGCUAAGUAUCACAAAUGCCAGUCCAGAAAGAGGUUUUGUUCAUUCAGAGGCACAGGGGCUCACAUGAUGACAGCGGAGCGAAAAACUCAGUGAUUCACUUCCAGCCCGUCUCCUCAUUUAGGUACAACAGAAAGCUCUUUUCUUUAGUGGAAAAUUGUCGAAGUUCUCAGACAGAUACCUAAAAGUUUUUGUGGAAGGAAUUUGCACUGCUGAUGUUGUAAACUUAUUUCCUAACACUGUGUUGAAUGAUUCCUGCUGACUUCUUUCUUCAGGAAUAGUUAAUAAAAAAAAAGAAAAAAAAAAAACGGGAAUUGAUGUUUGUACUUGUCCUUGCUUUCCAAUUGAAAACGGCUGUUGAAUAAUUUUAACUACCGUAAUGUAAUUGACCUCUGUAUAUCCGUGCACCUUGAUUUUUAUAGAUUCAGAGAGCUAGUGUUUAUGGACUUUUGUUUAAACAUAAAAUGUAUAUAAAGGUUCUUGAUCAGUGAUUUUCCAGAAAAACACAAAUUUGUUUUUUUUUUUUUGUUUUUCACAUUUAUUUUUCUCUGUCCUUCAAUUAUACGGGUGCCUGGAAAUUGUUUCUCACAUGUUAGCUCAUUUUUCCAUUUGGUUUUCAAACUGAAGACACAUAUGGUCAGCAAUAAGACUAUUACACUUUUUUUAAGGGGCUUUUGUCAAUUGCUGAAAUCUGGUGAUUGUUGUAAGGGAGGAAUUUUUCAUUUUUUUGGAAUGUUAUUUAAUGAAAAGCUUGAAAGGAAUGGUGAAUAAAUUAAAGCUCAACUGUUUUCCAAA